UCAGCGCUGAAGAAGAGACUGAUGGAGCUGUAUAAUCAGAGUGAGAGAGCUGCUCAAGCGAUGAAAACCAUGAAAACAAACCAAAGCCAAAUUGCUGAAACAGCUUCCAGAAAGAAAGAUUUGAUCAGAAGUGAGUUUUCAGAAAUUAAAGCUUUAAUUGAAGAAAGAGAAAACCAGACCUUAAAAAUAAUUGCAGAUGAAGAAAAAAGAGUUUGCAAUAAGUUUGAUUAUAUUUACGGUGUUCUUGGAAGUAAGAAGAAUGAGGUCCAGUCUCUCAGAGAUCAGAUUGAGAUGGCACUGAUGGAAAGUGAUGAGAUUCUGUUUUUGAAGAGAGCAGCAGCACUGCAGCAAACGUCGACAAAAGAUGUUUUCGUCCCUGUAAUUGAAAUGGACCAAAACUUGAUACAUUCCUCUUAUCAGUCUGCCAUUAACCUUAAAGACAUUGUGAAACAUGCUGUGACACAGUGUAGGGAGAAAAAAGCAGAAGAGGAGAAAAAGAAACCUGUUAAAGCUGCACCAGCCACGGGGACAGUAAAUGCUGCAGCUGCUGUUUCAACAACUAAAGAGCUUAUUGACAGCUUUCUGAAGAAAUCCAGAGAGGAGCUUCUGCAGUAUUCUGCCAACAUCACGCUGGAUUACAACACAGCUCAUAACAAAGUGAUUCUGUCUGAGAGAUAUACCAGGAUGUCUGUCUCAGACACCCCCCUGAAUUAUAACCAUCACCCUCAGCGCUUCACCGAUUGUUCCCAAGUGCUGGGGUUCCAGUGCUUCAAGAGAGGUAUCCACUACUGGGAAGUGGAACUGCAACAGAACAACUUCUGUGGCAUCGGCAUCUGCUACGGCAGCAUGGCCCGGCAGGGGCCGGAGAGCCGCCUGGGGAGGAACAGCAGUUCGUGGUGCAUUGAGUGGUUUAAUUCCAAAAUAUCAUCCUGGCAUAAUGAUGUUGAAAAGUGCUUACCCAACGUGAAGGCGACCAAGAUCGGUGUGCUGCUGCACUGCGAGGGAGGGUUUGUGAUUUUCAUGGCGGUGGGGGAGAAGCAUAACUUGAUCUACAAAUUCAAAUCCCAGUUUACUGAAGCCUUGUACCCUGCCUUCUGGUUAUUUUCCACUGGCACUGUUCUCUCUCUCUGCCAAGAGAAACAGUAA
This is a messenger RNA of Eurypyga helias (sunbittern), 1146 nucleotides long. RefSeq names its product tripartite motif containing 25 (gene TRIM25). The record is from RefSeq and is a predicted model, not a curated record. The transcript is spliced from 6 exons. The annotation marks the transcript as partial. Gene Ontology annotation, molecular function: protein binding. Lineage: Eukaryota; Metazoa; Chordata; Aves; Eurypygiformes; Eurypygidae.